UUGGAUAAAGGCGUGGAGUGGUUGGUCGUUUGGAAAAGUAUUGCACUCACUGAAUGCAACCUAAUUGGAGCCACUGCUUUAAUGGGACUAAAGGAUAAUCGAUUAUGAUAUGGAUGACUGACUGAGGAGUGGCGGAUUGAUUGGUGGAUGGAGUACAGUAGGAGGCCAAAUAAAUGAACACCUUGCGUUGCAGGAAGAGGUCAAACUUUAUAUCUAGCUUCUACGGAAACUGUGAAGGAAAACAAUCCUGAAAGACACAAAUUUCUCUUUUGAAUUCUUGUGACAAGUUGAAGAGAGGACAAGCUGUUCUUAUCCUUUGCUUCAAUCAAAAAGUCUGAAGAAAUGGGUUCAACGAGCGCUCCAAGAGGGUGUGGCUCCAACAUCAGCUCCAUAUACUACAACCUUUGUGACCUGACGGUGCUGUGGGGUGUCGUGGUUGAAGCCGUAGCAGCUGCUGGUGUGGUGACCUCCUUCAUUCUGUUUAUCAUUCUCAUGGCCUCGUUACCAUUUGUGACGGAUAAGAAGAGGAAGGGUAUGGUGGCUCUACAGGCCAGUAUUUUGGUCUUCACAUUGGGACUUUUUGGCCUCACCUUUGCCUUUAUUGUGGGGCAGCACUCUACAAGCUGUGCUGCUCGUAGGUUUUUAUUUGGAGUACUGUUCUCAGGCUGCCUAGCCUGCUUGGUGAUGCACGGGUUGUGGCUUGCCCUGCUGAAACAAAGUGGUCGUGGGCCAAGAAGCUGGUUGUUAUGGGUGGGAGCUCUGGGUCUCUGGCUUGUUGAAGUGAUCAUCAACAUUGAAUGGCUUGUCCUCACUAUGGUCUGGAGCCCACCUGGUAAAAUAGAUCUCCCUGACCUCUCCUGCAGCAUUGCCAACAAGGACUUUGUAUUGGGCCUCAUUUAUGUAAUGGUUCUUAUGGUUGGUGUAGUGCUUCUUGCUUCUCCCUCUCUAUCACACAAACACAAGCAGUGGCGCCGAGAUGGUGCUUUCAUCUUGGUUACAGGACUCUGCACUAUAGCAAUCUGGGUAUCCUGGAUUACCAUGUACAUCUAUGGAAACAGAGUGGCUGGUAAUCCCAGCUGGGAUGAUCCAACGUUGGCUGUAACUGUCGCCUCAAAUGCCUGGGUCUUCCUCUUCUUCUACAUAAUUCCAGAAAUAUGCCUACUAACACAAGGAGACCCAGACCUGGAAGAACCCAACGAUGGAGAGCAUAUUUAUCCUGCAAGGAGCCUCGCAUACGAUACCAUCCUCAAGGAGCUAGAGGCAGCGCCCCAGAACCUGUAUAUAGAGAAUAAAGCUUUCAAUAUGGACGAAUCACCAGCAGACCCCCCUAGGCCAGUGUCUCCGUAUGGCAUCUACAAUGGCCAGCCUCGAAGCUGUGUGUACCAGCCAACAGAAAUAGCCCUUAUAACCAAAGGUCUAACAAUGAUGAACCAAGGCCUGAUGAUACCUCGGGCCAGAGUCCCGUCUUUGAACCCAGGGAGCGGGAGGAGCUCCUUGUCUCACUCAGUCGAGUCUUUGGCUUCCCAGGGACUUUCAUAGAUUUUGUGCUUUCUUUGUUUCUCUUCUGAAGAUGCUUUAACAUUCUAACAAGACAGAUCAUGAAUAGAUCCUGUUAUAGGGUUUCUCAUCAACGUACCAUAGUAUUGCUUUCUGUGCACCAGUAUAAUCUUGUGGUACUUACAGUGAAGAAUGUCCAUUUAUUGCUGGAUGAAACAAAUAUUUACAUAGGAAAAUACAGUCCCUUUUGAAGCCUAAUAUAUUCCAUCCGCUGUGAACUGUAUUAGAAAAUGUAGAAUAUAACCUCUAGCCUCACUUACAGUGGAUUUUACCUACUGUGCUACGAAUUCAACUGUUUCCCGCUGUGCCUUACUUUCAAAUCAAAACUUUCAAGCAAAACAAAGACUUUAAUGCUUUUAGAUCAAGCUCUAAUAUGUAUGUACUGUAAAAAUGUUGGGUAUUAGUUUAAAAAAAUGAUAAAAAUUAAAAUCAUAAGCAAAAAGUAAUGCUUUUAGUCUUGAGCUUAUAUAGAACUUUAGACAACUUUCAGUGUAACAAAAAAGACCAUUAGAUAAUCUUUUUAUUUUUAUUUAUUUAGCUAUACAGUUAAACAUUGCAAAGUCAUGCUCAGAUGAUAAGACGCAAGAAAGAUGGUAAAACUUAUAGAGCUUAUAGUGCCUCCCUUAAAUAUAUGAUUCGCCUAUUCAUUUUUAUGAUAAAUUACCCCAAAACACCAAAACAUAAUUAAAGGAUCAGCAUGUUAGGAUAUUAUUCAAAUACUUCACAAUAAAAAUAAGCACAAAAAAAAUAGAAAGCGUUGAAUAAAUUAUAAUAGAAACAACAUUGUGUGAUACUAGGGGAUGAUCUUUCUGUUUGGUUACUGCACUGAAUGCAGAAUACAUUUACAUGUCCUGAUAAGUUUUAUCUGUGGCUACAGCUGCUGUCCCACUUUGUUGUUGACUUACAAUGCUUAGAGAGGUGUGUCAACCCUACUAAAACAUUUAAACUCGUACUAGAAUAAUAAGUGCAUUCUUGUACUGAGUUAGAGCUGUAUGCAGUGAUAAGUACGAACUACAUGUAGAUGCAUAUAAUUAUACUUGGUCUAGAUUUUUUAAUUAAAAUAAGUUGUAAAAUCACAACUCUUUAAUGCUGCUUGACUCUGAAUGACUCGGGCACCUUUCUGCACCGGCAAGGAAAAUGAUCUACAUCUGAUUAGUCCACCUACACACCCACUUUUCAUAAUUCAGAUCUUCAGGAAGCUGUGGCUACCUAGCAGCAGGCUGAAUCAGCUGAAUGUCUCCCAAUUAUCCACACCCUCUCCUUUUGCCUCUAGUCAUGAGCACUUGCUCGGAAACGAGAUUGGUGGCAAACUAGGAGUCCCUCACUGUGGAUUUGUACAAAACAUCCCAGCAAAUAUUAAGAAGCUUGUUUCCUCCUGCAUACGGAGAUUGACUAAUCAAAGGAAACACUGAUUUGAUGAAAGCUUGGAAAUGGAUAGAGGUUUUUAAGAUAUUAUGUAAAGGUAUCAUUUGUAAUAGUUAUAAUUAGGGAUGGGCUAAUUACUGGUAAUGAGGUAUAGCAGGCUUUUAAGGAUACCUUUUCCAUCACAGUGUUCCUUUAAAGCCAUUUUCAUAUGAUACCAGAGAAAGAACUGGAAAGACCGCCUCCCACCUGUUGCUAAAGAAGAUUGUGGCAUUUUGAGUUAUUUACCCAUCAGCUUAUAUUUAGCACUGAUGCUUAGAUCCCUUAUCUGCAAAAAGUACCUUCAAGAAUAGCAAUGUUCCUUUCCAUUAUUCAAUAAAAACAGUCCCUUGUGCAUUUUGUUCCACAACGGCCUUGAAUAUCAACUGUUAAAAGUGUGUAUUACAUAAAAAAGGGAGCCUUCUUCUUUCAAAACAAUCUAAUCGUAAAAGCAAAAUGGGGAAAAUGUGUGUUCAGAUUCACAAAAAGGCUUUCACACACUUGUUAAGCCCUUUAUGUUAUCUGAAAACAUCUGUUUGGGUUUAUUAAUGAAUGCCCUUAGUGUUCUCCAAAAUAUUAGACUUUAGCUGGGAGUUCCUGGGUUUUUUUUUAACCUGGUGAGUGAUGCAGAUUGAUGCCCUAAACUACGCAGGCAGCAACUAUAAACUCCCCGAUAGCAAAAGCGACAACACACAGCAGAGGUGCGUGCACCUGUCUUGCAUUUCCUGAUUACUGUGACAACAGUCAAAAGAAUAGUCAUAAAAAUAAAGUGUUAACAUAGGGAAGUUAAGACCUGCUUCAUAACAUAGUAACACUGUUAGUGUUGUCUAAAAAGCAUGAAACAAAUAUUUGCUUUUUUAGUCCAGGAUGUGUUAAAUGUUUAAGCUCUAAAACAAUGCUUCUAUAUUUGUGCAGAUGCCAAUAUCUAAACAAAGGUCUUUUUCAUGCUGGGAAGUCUUUAAAGGAUUACAAAAUUAAACACCGGCACCAGCCUUUCAGGAGCCCCAAUUUUCUUAAGGAAAGGAAAGUUUGUUUAUUUGGCACAUAUCUUUAGCAAGACUUUAAAUCAUAAAAUGAAACAUAACAAGAAAACACCCAUAGAAAAAGACAUUGCAGUAGAAUAAAGUUUAUGAAAAUAAAUUAAAGCCUGACAAAGACAUUUAAAUUGCCAAUGGUCUUAUUGUUGGAAUGGAAGGUUUGAGAUAGGCUUAUAGUUCUGCAGGAGCAGCUUGUCCAAGUUGCUCUUUUCUAUAGUGCUUUAAUGAUUGCUGUUUUUCCCUGACAAAAGGGAAACGUUUAUUGAUUGAGUAAAUCUGAUUUUAUGAUAGGAAUAGCUUUCUUUAAGGAAGCUCUGUGUAAAACAUCGGGAAGAAGGACGGAGUCGGUGUAAGAUUUGUUUUUUUAAGUUUAUUUGGUGAAUUUUGGAAAUUUAGGCAAAAUCUUUUCUAGUUGAAAACUAUUUUGAUCCUGGAUGUUAUGGAUUUAAUGAUUGCCUUGUUUUUUUCAGUGUGAAAAAUCAUACAUUUUUGGAGGCCCUGAAAGAGUUAAGUUCAGAUGCUAUAAUGACAGGAGGGUUUAUAAACUUGUAAAUCUUGGCAUAUAAAGCAUGAGCAUUAUUAAUGUAAUUUAUUGAAAUACUGCU
Messenger RNA from Cyprinodon tularosa, 4600 nucleotides. Its product is annotated as G-protein coupled receptor family C group 5 member C-like. NCBI's taxonomy places the organism in Eukaryota, Metazoa, Chordata, Actinopteri, Cyprinodontiformes, Cyprinodontidae. Gene Ontology annotation, molecular function: G protein-coupled receptor activity; protein kinase activator activity. The record is from RefSeq and is a predicted model, not a curated record. Gene Ontology annotation, cellular component: signaling receptor complex; intracellular membrane-bounded organelle; extracellular exosome. Gene Ontology annotation, biological process: G protein-coupled receptor signaling pathway. The transcript is spliced from 4 exons. The coding region runs from base 343 to 1539 and encodes 398 amino acids.